UGCCAGGGUGAAAGGUCGGCGCGCCGGCGGCACUCCCAACAUGGCGGCGGCCGGGGCUGUGGCGCGCGGUCCCGGAGCUGAGGCGCGGCGGGCGCCCUCUCUUCGGGCUGCGCGGCUGCUCCUGCUGCUGGCGGCGGUGGCGGCGGUGGGGCCCCGGGAGGGCGGCGCGGCGCGGCUGUACCGCGUGGGCGAGGACGCCGUGUGGUUGCUGGACAGCGGCAGCGUGCGCUCGGCCACGGGCAACAGCUCGGCCGCGUGGCUAGUGCAGUUCCAUUCGUCGUGGUGCGGCCACUGCAUCGGCUAUGCGCCCACCUGGCGAGCGCUGGCGGCGGACGUGCGAGACUGGGCUGCUGCCAUCCGUGUUGCUGCUCUGGACUGUGCAGAAGAAAAGAACCAGGACGUGUGCCGCACAUAUGACAUCCACUUCUACCCCACCUUCAGGUAUUUUAGAGCAUUUACGAAGGAGUUUACAACUGGAGAAAAUUUUAAAGGACCUGACAGGGAGCUGCGGACAGUCAGGCAGACAAUGAUCGACUUCCUGCAGAACCACACAGAGAGCACUCGGCCUCUCGCGUGCCCGCCCCUGGACCCUAUUCAGCCCAGUGAUAUCCUUUCCCUCAUGGACAGCCACAGUGGCCAAUACCACGCUGUUAUGUUUGAAAGCAAUGGUUCUUACAUUGGACGAGAGGUGAUCUUAGAUUUGAUUCCAUAUGACAACAUUGUGGUGAGCCGAGCACUGGAUAGGGACAAAGCAUUUCUGGGGACACUUGGCAUUUCUUCAGUUCCUUCCUGUUACUUGAUUUACCCAAAUGGGUCUCAUGGACUGGUUAAUGUCGCAAAGCCUCUGCGAUCGUUUUUCUCCUCUUAUUUAAAAUCCUUGCCAGAUGUGAGGAAAAAGUCACUUUCCUUGCCUGAAAAGCCCAACAAAGAGGAAAAUACAGAGGUUAUGGUCUGGAAAGAAUUUGACAGGGCCAAGCUGUACACCGCAGACCUGGAGUCAGGACUUCACUACCUGCUAAGAGUGGAGCUGGCUGCCCACAGGUCCCUGGUUGGAGCUCAGCUGAAGACAUUCAGGGACUUCAUGACUGUCAUCGCCAAGCUGUUCCCCGGCCGGCCACCAGUCACGAAGCUUUUGGAGACACUACAGGAGUGGCUGGCCAACCUCCCCCUGGACAAGAUUCCGUACAAUGCCAUCCUAGACCUAGUCAACAACAAAAUGCGGAUUUCUGGAAUCUUUCUUACCAGCCACAUACAAUGGGUGGGAUGUCAAGGAAGCCGACUGGAGUUGAGGGGCUACCCAUGUUCCCUGUGGAAACUGUUCCACACUUUGACGGUUCAGGCCUCCACCCAUCCAGAAGCACUGGUUGGCACAGGUUUUGAAGAUGACCCACAGGCUGUGUUACAGACCAUAAGGAGAUACAUUCGCACAUUCUUUGGGUGCAAAGAAUGUGGUGAGCAUUUUGAGGAAAUGGCUAAGGAGUCCAUGAAUUCUGUGAAAACCCCAGACCAAGCUGUUCUCUGGCUUUGGAGGAAGCACAACAUGGUGAACAGCCGCCUGGCAGGCCAUCUGAGCGAGGAUCCCAAGUUUCCAAAGGUUCCAUGGCCCACUCCAGACCUCUGCCCAGCCUGCCAUGAGGAAAUUAAAGGCCUGGACAGCUGGAAUGAGGACCAGGUGCUUGUGUUCCUAAAGCAGCACUACAGCAGGGACAACCUAGUGGAUACAUACUCUGUGGACCAAGGCAGUCCUGACGACUGGGGAGCCCUGGGCAGGGAACAGGAAGAGGGGGAAGGUCUUAACCCCUCAGGGAAGUCCUGGGGAUAUCAGGAUGCUGAGAGUCUCCAUCCACUCCACAUGCUGGGCCCCAGAACUGACCUUUCUAAGAGCCUGCACCACAGACUGGACCUAAAACUCCAGAGCCCCCGGGGGCAGCAGGCACUGGAAGAGGCCAAGGCAGCUGUGCCCUUCCUGGGGGUUGGCUUCUCCAGUCUGGACAUGAGCCUCUGCGUGGUACUCUAUGUGGCCUCCUCCUUGUUCCUGAUGAUCAUGUACUUCUUCUUCCGAGUGAGGUCCAAGCGAUGGAAAGUCCGGCUCUACCACCCAGCUGUGUAGAGCACCUGGGACAGCCAUGGCAACACAGAGGAAGCCUUUGAAAUCACCCGCACACCUGCAGCUCUAAUGUUGGGAUCAGGGAUUUUGGAAAUGUGCCCAGCAUGGUGUCUGGAGGAGCAUGUUUUGUUUUAUUUUGUUUUUUUUUUUUUUUUGCUGGAACAUUUUGCAUUGCUGGUACCUUGUCCUCACCUUCCCAGCCUCCAUGUUGGACUUGUAUUUGCCCUGUAGGCUGGAAGGAGGCAGGUCUGUGUUGCUGCUCCCUCAGGAGGCCUCACAUCUACAUUUGCCCUCCCCUUGACCCCUAAUCCCUGCUCCCUGGGGGCAGUGUCCAGUGAUGAGCAGUCAAAGCACAGAGGCCUCUCCAGACGUCACUCACCCUGCCACUGAUGUGUACUGUGUAGCCGUUCACACAUAAGCCUCGGGCGCUUUCGUGGGAGCUCGGUGCUCUGAGGUUGAGCAGGGAGGUCUGUCUGGUCACCUUGUGGGGUGCAGGGCCUAGAGGCCACUGAGUUGUUUUGUAGCUUCUCUGGAUCUUAAGAAGUAACCCAAGGUGGGGGUGAGACACUAGUGGCUCAGAAGAGGAAGGUGGUGACGGUAGGUAAGGGGACACCCUGGUCAGGCUGUAGUCCAGUCUGGGCCCUGUGGUGGGGUUCCACCCUCCAGCACAGUGUGAGCACUGCUCUGUUGGGAGAGCGCAGUCUCUGAAGCCUCUAGAGCCCCUGUCAUGUCUCACGUGCACUCAGAAGGCACUGGCGGGGCACAGGAUGCUGAGCACAUGCUAUGGCCCCUGCACACAAGGCUUCCUGGCCUUGGGGGUGACUUUAAAAACAAAAAUUUAACAGUUUAAAUACAUUAUUUGUAAUAUCCCAAAACACUGAAUGAUAAACUUGUGCCUGAAGACUUUUUUUAAAAAAUGGACUAAGUCUACAUUUAUGGAAACAUUCCUACUGAGACCUGUCAUGGCUCAGGAGCUUCUUUUUAUUUGGAUAAAGCAAGCUAGUUGUGUGUGUGUGUGUGUGUGUGUGUGUGUGUGUGUGUGUGUGUG
Messenger RNA from Onychomys torridus (southern grasshopper mouse), 3155 nucleotides. It is a transcript of the gene Qsox2, whose product is annotated as quiescin sulfhydryl oxidase 2. Gene Ontology annotation, cellular component: Golgi membrane. The coding region runs from base 41 to 2110 and encodes 689 amino acids. NCBI's taxonomy places the organism in Eukaryota, Metazoa, Chordata, Mammalia, Rodentia, Cricetidae. Gene Ontology annotation, biological process: protein folding. Gene Ontology annotation, molecular function: protein disulfide isomerase activity; flavin-dependent sulfhydryl oxidase activity. The transcript has 12 exons. The record is from RefSeq and is a predicted model, not a curated record.